AUUUUUACACCAGUCAACAGAAAGAGCAUCAUGGAGGUGUGUAUAUUCCUCCUUCAGUCUAUGAUACUUCUCCCAGGUGUUGCUGCCAACGUGCCUCAGGUGAUAUCAAUUCUCAAUCACACUGCACACAUAUCCUGCUCAUUUCAGAAGUCUCAGGAAAUUGACAUCAAAGACUUAAUAGUUUUUUGGCAAAAAGGUGAUGGCGAUGUUGAGGUUGUGCAUGAAGUAUACUAUGGCCAGGAAAUACACGAGAACCUUAGCCCUAAAUAUGUAAAUCGCACUAAGAUGGAUAUGGACAGAUGGACUUUACAAUUGCUAAAUGUGGAGAUCACGGAUGAGGGAUGGUAUACGUGUGUGAUACAGCACAGACAGAAAGCAUCAACAAAGAUUAUACACAAAUCUGGGUGCUCACUGCACAUCAUUGCCAACUAUAGUCAACCUGAGAUAGCACAGCUACAUACUGGGAAACUAAAGCCCAAUGACUACCUGCAUCUUUCCUGCUCUUCCAGCGGGGGCUAUCCAGAGCCCAGGCAGAUGGUUUGGCUAGUGUCACAAAAGAAUAUUACAUACAGACAUAUACAGCACAUGGAUGUAUCACAGGACGCUGUAACAAAGCUGUACAAUGUCACGAGCAAGUUGAAUAUCACAGUUCCUAUAAAUACUCUCACUAAUAUUAGCUGCUUACUUCACCUUGGAGAACCCCUGGGGAGUAUUGUCUCAGUGCCACUAGGCAUAGAGAUACAGGGGGAAGAAAAGGAACAAAUGAAGAUAAAUUUCUUUGGCCUACUUAUAGCUGUAAUUGUAGUGAUCAUACUUCUUCUGGUUUUUGUGAUAUUGAGGAAGAAGAAAAAUAUCUCAUCUACUCAACAGAGUGUCAGCCUAGCGGUUUAGAAGCUACCAACUAUGAACUGAGGCCACCCACCAGACUACUACCGGGAAGUAUCUCUGCACUUAGCAAGGCCUGGGUUUUUGGUAUUUUCAGAUACUUCAUCCAGGGCCAGAACAAGACUGUUCUCAGAACAACAUGCAACACUUUUGACUGAUGGAUGAAAUGCACUCUACAGUAUUCUCAUGCUCUUAUUUUGCUGCACAAUGGCAAAUGCAAUGACUUUCUUUUAUUCUUUGGCUACUCUCUGCUAAUCCAUGCAAAAGAUGAGUGCUUUAUGCCACAAUAGCCACUUGGUUUGACUGGCAGGCUCAGUUGCAUAAGGGAUUUAAUGGGCUUUGACCAAACAGUUGUCAGUGUCCGCCUCAGUGUUCUGCGUUAUUCCCUGACUACCAGAUGGACUUUCCUGGCUCCUCAUGCAGUUAUUCCACCUGUACUCCUGAAAACC
Molecule: messenger RNA, 1334 nt
Organism: Nothoprocta perdicaria
Lineage: Eukaryota; Metazoa; Chordata; Aves; Tinamiformes; Tinamidae
Gene: CD86
Product: CD86 molecule
Exons: 6
Coding region: 31-891 (286 amino acids)
Biological process (GO): T cell costimulation; positive regulation of T cell proliferation; cellular response to lipopolysaccharide
Cellular component (GO): external side of plasma membrane
Source: RefSeq, a predicted model, not a curated record